This is a messenger RNA of Oncorhynchus tshawytscha (Chinook salmon), 9601 nucleotides long. Its product is annotated as zinc finger protein 40-like. The coding region runs from base 474 to 8933 and encodes 2819 amino acids. The transcript is spliced from 10 exons. Gene Ontology annotation, cellular component: nucleus. The record is from RefSeq and is a predicted model, not a curated record. Gene Ontology annotation, biological process: regulation of transcription by RNA polymerase II. Lineage: Eukaryota; Metazoa; Chordata; Actinopteri; Salmoniformes; Salmonidae. Gene Ontology annotation, molecular function: DNA-binding transcription factor activity, RNA polymerase II-specific; RNA polymerase II cis-regulatory region sequence-specific DNA binding.
AGUCACCAGAGCUUCUUUAGCCCCUGCAUCCUGCUUUGUUUUGGAUUUGAGAAAAAAAAACAAAUUUUGCUCUGGUAGGAGAAGUCGGCACAGUGGCAGUCAGGGCUUUCCCUGAUUUCAGAACAGGGGUUAAAAAGAACAGUGAGGGAGAGCGGGCAGGAAAGCAACGACAGAAAGAGAAGGGAAGUGGGACUUCUAGCUGGUGCUCAAGCAGAAGGAGAGGCAGUCAGAAGUGAGAACCGAAAGCUACGACUCUUAUCUCAACUCACUCUGUGGAGGAUUGAGUGAGAGAGUUCACUGACAGACAGACAGACAGACAGUUGGCCAGACGCUCUCUCUGCGUUCCACUCCGCUGUGGCGUUUCAUGAGUUGAGGAGAGGGCAGGAAAGAAUGUCAGACAGUUAUUGGUGGAGGAGGAGAGUGUCUGGCUGACUUACUGAGAAGGUAAUGUCAGGUGUUCCUCAGUGAACUACAUGUUAUCUGACUCUGAGGAGAGAAGACACACAGAGACUUCAGAACAGAUUCCGACCACAGAACAGCUUUCUGCCAUUUGCGAAGAUAAAAUCGAAGAAGCACAGAAAGAACUGAAAGAUCCCAAAGCCAGUGCACAGAAAGGGAUCAAUGAGUGUGGUCGAACAAGUGCAGAUAACAUAAAGGGACUGAAGAGGAAAAAGGUUGUGACAGAGAACCAGCUGAAGAAAAUACCCAAAUCUCCUGUGAAGAAGCCCUUACAGUCCAAGACCUCUGUGGCAACACUCCAAGGUACCUCGUCCAAGGAGGCUGUGAACUCCUGCUCCAAUCCCGACAGCCCCUCUCGAAACCCUGCCAGCUCACCAAGCCGGAACAGAGAUACGGAGUACCUUCGGCCUGUUGCUGAAUCCUCUGAGGGAGUGACAUCAUCCAUUGACAGUGAUAGGCUGAAGCAGAGGGAAGUGGCUUCCUCAAAGCCACAGUCUCUUGAUCCGGUCAGUGGUAAAGAGGGGUCUGCCUCUGGUGUUGGGGAAUCUGAGCAGCUCAAGGACCGUAAGAGCAUCGAAACUGGAUGUGAAGGUGACGCUACUUACCACACCAGCGCUCCACUUGAGGUCUUGCUCAAGGCUAUGGAAUCAGAUUUCAGCUCCUUGGCAGAAAGAAACACACAUGUUCCAGUCACAUCUGUUGGAGAACCAAGUCAAACCCUUUCUGCCCAGUUUAUUAGUGAAUUGAAUGCUAUGCCAGCUGUACAUUUUGGACUCCAAACUCAGCCUGGCCAUUUGCAAACUUACUUUGUAAAUAAACAAGAGAGCUACACCACCAUGCAGGCCUCUACCCAGGCUACUGCCUUGCAGAAUUCACAGCAUGCUACACAGUAUUUCAGCAACCGGGAAAAGCCUGUUCUACAAAUGAGCUUCAGUACUGGGCCCUCCGCUGCCCGUACUCAUACACCUAUUCCAUCUGGCUCCAAUUCCUUACCCAAGAGCCAGCCACCGGUGGUCCACACAUGCCAGUCCCUAUCUGCCAGUGUCCCCAGUACCAUUCAAGUCCCUGUUACACCUGGUUACAACCCAGUCCAUAUGGCCACAGUUGUAAACUUUGGUCUUGAACAGAUGUGUAGCAUCUCCCCAAAGCACCAGAAGCCUAAGAAGCAGGGGAAGUAUGUGUGUGAAUACUGCAGUCGGGCAUGUGCAAAGCCUAGUGUGCUCCUCAAGCACAUCAGGUCCCACACAGGAGAACGUCCCUACCCAUGUGUUACAUGUGGCUUCUCAUUCAAGACCAAGAGCAAUCUGUACAAGCAUAAGAAAUCCCAUGCUCACGCAAUAAAACUGGGGCUUGUGGCACGUUCCGACUCCGGAAGUGGGUCCCUCUCUGUGGAGUCUGACAAAGCACCCGGAACACAUUCAGAUGUAGAGGAAAGCGGGGACAGUGAUGAGGAAAGUAGCACAGCGGACCUGGACCCUGACUCGUCACAAGGCAGUGUUGCAGCAUUCUCUGAGAGCAGUUUGCAGAGUGCAGGCACAACACAAGGCAACCAUGUGGAUGCAGGGGACCUAUCGGCUGUUUUCGAAACGCUUAAACCAACGACGAGUCAGAGGAGCUACGAGUCCAAAGGGACAGCUGGCCUCCCGAAAGUAGUCGUCUAUCCUGUUAAUGUCUCGCCUCAGCGGGCGGACAGUCCAAGAGUCGCAGACUGUACCCCUGAGCAGGCUACUGCCCAAAGGCAAAGGGACUUCCAAACGGCACAUCUAAGAUCCAGUAUCACUGUCCUGUCGUCCUUGAAAGAGGUGGAUUGCACAAUCCCCCUGCAGGAUGCAAGAAGUGAGGAUGAGGAUCAACAGUGUAGGUCCCCACCAGGAGGCGGACAUGGUCUGCUUCAAAGGCAGCAGGCCACAGACUUUUCUCAGCAGCAGCAGGGCAAGUGUCUGCUUAGUCCCCGCAGUUUAGGCAGCACAGACUCUGGGUAUUUCUCACGUUCUGAAAGCGCAGACCAGGCCAUGAGUCCCCCGAGUCCCUUUGUAAAGCUAACCCCACCAACAGGCAUGGAUGUCACCAAAAAUGCACUUCCUAAUCUCCCUGCAGUGGUUGCCACUGUUAUGAAUGUGGCUUCCGUGGAGAAGCCACAUGUUGUGCAAGGACAAAUGCGUCCACCAUUAGUAACAAAAGCACUCUCUCUCGAAGAACGGAUCUCAAAGUUAAUAUCAGACAAUGAGGCAGUGGUUGACGACAAACAGCUGGACAGUGUCAAACCAAGAAGGACUUCUCUUUCCAGGAGAGGUAGCAUAGACUCCCCCAAAUCUUAUAUAUUUAAAGACUCUUUUCAGUUUGACCUUAAACCAAUGGCGAGAAGAUCAAGUUCCAGCUCAGACAUACCCAAGUCCCCAUUCACCCCUACAGAAAACUCUAAGCCAGUAUGGCUAUUGUCUGUUCCUAAUCAGUAUCCACCGAUGGACUGUUUACCAAUAACAAGAAGUCAUUCUAUGCCCACAACUCCAGGGCACUCGGGUCUCCCACCAAACGUUACCCAACAACCCCACAUACUACGGAUCUGCCAGUCUUUUGAUGAAAAAAUGAGUUCCUUAAACGAUGAUGUGUUUUCAUCUGCUCCCUCUACCCCAAAUCCAGCAAUACAUUCUCGUACCCUUGUACGGCAAGUAGCAGUGGAACAUUUCUCCACAAGUGAGGUCCUUACAUCAGUCCGUUCCAUGGAUGAAGGUUACCAUGGUUCUAGCGUUUCCACUGUGACAAUGCAAAAGAGCAGGUCUUUUGAGCAUGCACAAGACCCAAACCGAAAGCCUCAGCAGAGCAAAGGCACAAUGUAUGAGUGUGAGACCUGUCGUAACCGGUACCGAAAACUAGAAAACUUUGAAAAUCACAAGAAAUUCUAUUGUUCAGAACUUCAUGGUCCGAAAAACAAGCUGAUGUCUGUCAGAGAGACUGAGCUGGAUGUUUUUCAGCGUGGCAUGCAGCAGCCAUUAGUCCCCAGAACAACAGGUAUUUCAGGCAUAAUGGACCAACAGCAAUCAAUUAGAAAAAGAAGGAAAAUGAAGAGUGUUGGUGACGAUGAUGACCAAUCACCAACUGACACCAAUCCCCCAUGCUCUGUUAGUUUUGAUUCUUGCCAACUAUCAACAGCCAGUUCAGGUCGGACAUUUUCUCAGCACUCUAUCAUGGUUGAUCUACUGCCUAAAAGCAACCCACCACAAAUACCUCAAAUACAGCUAAUAGCAGGAGUUACAGAUGCAACAGAAUCAAGACUGUCACCGAUCAGAGAAACCCAGGUUAACACCUCUGGUAAAGAAAGAGGCGACCUACAGAGGCAAGGCAGCGGUACAUCAGUUAUCAGACAUACCAACUCUCUGAGCAGGCCCAAUUCAUUUGAGAUCUCUGAAUCUAUUGACAGAGCCUCUCCAGUUGAUUUCCUGGACAAAGAUGGCCAUAGCACAGGAAAAACUAAGGCAGAUGCUACAGCCAAUCUUUCAUUAGAGAGCUAUCAUGAAAAGAUGUCCAUACCUAAAUGUGCCAACCAGGGAGGGAUGGAAAACCGUGUUGACUGCACAUUAGCAGCAGUGGCUGAGAGCUGCGCUGCUGUCCAGCAGUCUCGCCUGGUUCGCCAAAACAACAUUCCUGAAAUCCUGGUCACAGAGGAACCUGAUCGGGAGCAUGACGGUCAUAGCACUGAGCAAGGGGAAAAGGCUGCAGAUACAUUCAACUGGCCCCAGAGGAGCGAGAGCCUGUCUAAGCUACCCACAGAGAAGCUUCCACCCAAGAAGAAGAGAAUCCGUCUGGCUCAGAUGGAGCACUCCUCUGGAGAAUCCAGCUUCGAGUCCUCACUGUCUCGAAGCCUCAGCAGGGACAGUAGCCUGUCAAGAUGUUCCAGCGUAUCAGCCUCCUUCGACUGGGACGAGCCAUUCAGGUCUGAGAGCCCCUCCAGAGGAGAAUGUGCCAACAAAAUCUGUGAGCUUCAAGGGCUACCAAUAGCCUUCAACACCCUAGGGGUCCCUGGCAUGAUGAGACGUGCUGCCUCAGAACAGAUCAGUUGCACUCAACCCUCAGUGGAGAUAUCUUGCGACUAUCGCAGCAAGUCCUUCGACUGUGGCAGUGGGUCUCCCAGCAGGUCUCUGCCACCCAACAGGUCAAUGUCACCAAUGGAACUGCGAAAGAGUGCUCAAACCUCCUCGUCUCCACAUGUACCUCUCAUUGAAAGGCGAAGGGGGCCACUGGUUCGCCAGAUGUCUUUAAAGAUUGGGCCGGAGAGUCCGCAACAUGUCGGGAAUCAUGCCAUCGCUGUCCAGAGGCUCCCCACUGUAAUCUCUAUAUCUCAGCAGAGGCCUCAACAGAUGCAACAGACUGCCAACAAUCCUCCCAUUGCCCAACCUUUUAUUUUGCAUUCUGGAGAAACUCUCCUGCAGCACAAUGAAAAAAUGGUGCAAAGCAUUAACCUGGGCAGCCAAAGUCAACUGCCUCAAGUUCAUGGUCUUCCACACCCUUGGCACCUAACAUCGAGAGUUCAUACAUGCCAAAAUCGCCAGCAAUCUGCAGUUAAUGUCAUGAUCAGCCAAGAAGAUGCUCAGAGCAAGUCUGCUGACUGUCAAGACAAGAAAAGCUUUGUACCCAAGUACCAACUGCGGUGUCCUGCUCUGAGAUCAAGCAAAACAUACUCUUCCACACAGGGUACUCAGACAACCAUGCCCGUCUUAACAAUACCCAUUGCCAACCGGAUGCAAAGUGUGUCAAAGUCUUCAGAUGUUCUCCACAAUGUCUAUGUGGCACAACCCUGUCAUCAGAUUGUAGGGAAUAAGACACAGUCGAUAGUAUUGCCUUUAGGCCUACAAAACAUCCGACCUUCUCAAAACCAGCCAAGUGCGCCCCAAUUGCCACAGAUCCUGAUAACCCAUGAGCUGAUGCACCCUUCCCCCUCUGUGGCCAGUAAAGGCAGCCUCUACAACCUUCAUGUUGUAGAUACGGACACAAAGACUGUACCAGAUAUGAACAAGGACAGGCCUCCAGCAUCUGCUGGCCUUCAAGUAAAACACAGUUUAGUUUCCAAUACCCAGAACCAUUUUGGUGAAACUCACAUAGCUCCCUCCCUGGGCUCCUUACACUGCACCCAGAAAAUGGCAGCUGUGACCCUCUGUCCACAACAGGAGCCCAUUGCCUCAAGCAAGAGAAUGCUCUCCCCUGCCAAUAGCUUGGACAUUGCCAUGGAAAAACAUCAGAAGCGAGCAAAGGAUGAACAUGGUGCGGCAUGCCUCACUGACGGCAGGUCCGUCAACUACCUGAACUCCAACAUGGCAGAGGUGACUAGGCAACGGAAGCUAAUGCUAGUCCGGCAGGUGUGCGCCACUGAAUCAGCAGACAGUCCCAUUGAAACUAUGGCUCCCCCACUGCAACACAAGAAACCAGAGGAUGAAAAGAAUGCCCAGACUCCUAAUAACCGCAAGACUAUGACACCUGAAAGCACCGGACAGGAUGAACCAUCUACUGUAGUUGCUCAAUUACAGCCAAGCUUUGCAUUAACCACCUCUCUAGGAAGUCACGUCUCCUCCGUGCCAGCGAACGACUGCCUGAAGCCUCAAGACAAGAGCGAGGAACAGAAAUUGCCCCCUGCCAAGUCUCCCAUUAGACCCUCGACUUUCCAUGGACAGGUGAAACUGGCCUCAUCUGUAUCUGUGGUCAACACACGAGACAGCCACCGCCUGACUUUCCCCAGCCUGAAAACUACCACCACCUUCACCUGGUGUUACCUGAUGAAGAGGAAGCCUCUGCAUGUUCCCCAGAUGGACCAGAAGAUCUCGGCCUACUCCACCUGGGCAGUGAGCCCCAACAACCCCCACCCACUGGGUCUGCCCACCAAGGUGGUGAUGUCUCUCUUCAACUCCAAGCAGAACUCAAAGAAAAUACACUACACAGAGGCCAUAACGACAAGUAUGAAAUCAGACAUCUUGGCAUAUUCAAGCAAGCUGAAAGACGUCAUGCCUAAGGUCCUAAAGCAUCAGAAGUCUCUAACAACUGAGAAUAACAGCAAAGUGAAACCUGAGACUCAGGUGAGCAGUGAAUCAGACAAGGAUUCUUCUGCAUCCAAACUAGAGCCACGGAGAGUCAAGAUAUUUGAUGGAGGAUUCAAAUCUAACGAAGAGUAUGUGUACGUGCGUGGGCGGGGUCGUGGUAAAUACAUCUGUGAGGAGUGUGGGAUCCGUUGCAAGAAGCCCAGCAUGCUCCGUAAACACAUCCGCACCCACUCUGACGUACGGCCCUAUCACUGCACCCACUGCAACUUCUCCUUCAAGACUAAAGCCUCCACUCUUCUGGGAAAGGCUUUCCACUUGAUGUUGGAACAUCGCUGGCGGGGGACUGGCUUCCAUUCAUACACCAGAGCAUUCGUGAAGUCAGGGAAUCUGACCAAGCAUAUGAAGUCCAAGGCACACAGUAAGAAGUGUAUGGAGAUGGGUGUGGAGGACCAGGAUACAGAAGACUCGGGAGACCGUAGCCAGGUGGGCAGUACAGACCGCCCAGAUUCAGACGGAGAGGACUCCGAAGGUGCUGAUGAUGACAACGAAGAUGAUAAUGAGGAAGAGGAGGAUGACAGCCAGGCUGAGUCGGGCCUGUCCACCAACCCCUCUGUCUCAGCCAGCCCCCAGCACAUCCCCUCCUCCCUCCAGGCUGAGCUCCCUCCCAGCUCCCUUCUGGCCCAGUUGUCCAUCCACCACCACCCAGCUGCCCUGUCACUCCCCCAGCCCCCUUACUCCGACUGCCACACCCACGAUGCCUCAUAUACAGAAUCCGUGCCCAUGCUGAGCCCCGUCUCCCUGGUCAAACAGAUGUCAAUCUCCGGAGGCUGCUCCAGCCCCUUGCCCUACUCCCCGCCCCCCCACACAUCUGGCACAGAGUCGGUGCCCAUGAUGAGCCCUGUCUCGCCGUGCAGGCAGAUGUCCAUCGAUUACCCUGACUUUGACGUGCCCCCUUGUCCCCCCGCACAGGGCAAGAGCUGCUUCAAGCUCGGCCAGGAUGGCACUUCAGUGAGUGACCCAGGUGUCCCUGUCGGGACAGAUGUCAGCACUCAGACCUCUUCCUAUAGCCUCCAGACAUCUUCCUACAGCCCCUUGCACUUUCCUUCCCAGCACCCGACCCAAGAACCAGGGGCCACACAGGGGACCAACACCCACCUCUUCAGCCACUUGCCUCUGCACUCCCAGCAGCCCUCACACUUCCCCUACAGCAUGGUCCCCAUGAGGGGCAUCCAGCUGGUUCCCGCUAGCCUGGCAGCCUAUUCCACCUUCGUGCCCAUCCAGGCUGGCCCUGUCCAGCUCACCAUCCCCGCCUUGAGCGUCAUCCACCGGAACACCAGCCCCCUCCCAUUCCCCAACACCUCUAACUCCCCUGAGCCCGAUGGUAUGGUUAGUCCCUCAUCCCCCGUCAACCAGCCUCUGGUGGUCCAGGAGCCAAUCAGUAGUAUCAUGCCCUGCUUCCCCCUUGGGCAGGUGGCUGGGCUGGGGCAGGUGGCUGGGCUGGGACAGGUGACUGGGCUGGGGCAGGUGACUGGGCUGGGGCAGGUGACUGGGCUGGAGCAGGUGACUGGGCUGGGGCAGGUGACUGGGCUGGGGCAGGUGACUGGGCUGGGGCAGAUGACUGGGCUGGGGAAGGUGACUGGGCUGGGGCAGGUGGCUGGUCUACCGGCCCUCAGGGCCUCCCACCACACGCUGCAGUCCAUGGGUCUGGAGACUCUGACCCUGACCAGCUCAGAAGGCCUGACCUCCACCCAGCUGCUAUCCCAACAUGGCCUGUCGCUCAAUGCCACCUUGGGCCUGCAGGUCCUGGCUCACACCUCCACCUCCCAGAGCAGGACAGUCCCCCACCACCACCCCCACAUCCCCGGCCUGCAGAUCCUCAACAUCGCCGUUCCCACCCUCAUCCCCUCCCUCAGCCCCCUCUCCGGCCUCAGUCCCCUCGCCGGACCCUUUGAGAGGCAGGGCAGCCCCGAUGCCCCAGCAGCCCCACGGACCCCACAGCCCUCCUCUCAGACUGAAACCGAACCCUCAGUCAGCUGUCUGUCUGCUGCUUCCCCUCCCACCGCCACCCUGAGGGGAAGUCUCGCCCAGGAAUUGGCAUCAUCAUGCAGCAGGUCCAGCAGAUCAGGGCCAGGGGGUUCCGGAGGUUCCAGAGGCUCCGAUGACACACAGACUUCAGAAAAGAAAGAGAGGGUAACAACAUCGCUAGCACAGCCCGCCCCAGCCUCAGCUCCAGCUCCAGCCCCAGCUCCAGCUCCAGCCCCAGCUCCAGCCCCAGCUCCAGCCCCUGACAGGGGCCUGGAGGGGGAUAAGAAUCCUCCAGCAGAGGGAGCCAGUGAGCCUGUCACGCCUCGGAGGCAGUCGAUGCUCUCACGACAGCAGGAAACGGAAAACUACAAUGAUGACUCAGCAUCCAGCGAUGAUGAGGACAGACUGGUCAUCGCCACCUGAAACCCCCCAACCGAAUAGCCUAGUUAAAACCAGACUGAAUGCUGAGUUUACAAUGGUGAUCGCAAUGUUAAAUCUGGUUAACCAGGCUACUUAUCAAUGUUCUUAUUUUGUAAUGGUUGUCACUUUCUAAGACUGAAAACACUUCUGGGUGGGUUUGUUUCUCUGCAAAUCACCAUUCAAAGCACAGUUUCUGACAUUCAUAUUGUUAUGUGCAAUCAAUAGAUGCUUAUGUUAAUGAUCUUUUAACUUCUUUGUCAGCUCCAGACAAAUUUUUUGUUGUUGUACAUGUUGUAUAGACAAUUGUGCCUUUUUCGUAGUGGCUUGUUUUAGGAACCUGUAAAUAAUACCUUACAAAUUCAGUAGUUGCUUGUGUUUUAUUUCAAUGAAAUGGAACUAAAUAGAAGAAAAUGUACCUUACCGGUUUUAUUUUGGAAAGUUUUAAUGUCAAUUGUAAAUUUAUGAGAAAAAAAAAAUGCAUGUGUUAUACUUGGACAUUUCUAUGGAUUUUGGGGCAUUGUUUCUGUGUACAGACGGUGUGUUCAACUAUUUAUUACAGUAUAUUCCAUGUAGUGCCCAUGAUGGUUCAGGUCCAUAGGUGUAAUAUGGUAACUUUUCAUUGCAGUAUCACUAUUAUCAACUGUAUCAGUAAAACUUUGUUUACAAACAUA